CACCUCCCUCCCCCUCACCGGGAGGCCAGGGCGGGCCAGGCACCCAGGGAGGAGGCGGUGUCCCUGGCUCUCUGCCCAAGGUGCAGCAGCUAGGCGAGGCGGGGCUGGACCAGCAGGGGCGGGCGCCCUGCCUGGUAUUAAAAGGGGCGGUCAGGGCACCUCGGCAAUGAGCUCCCAGCUCGGCUUAGCAGCAGGACGCUGACGACAGGCGCUCCCCGCUCCCCUGGUCCAGCCAAGCACUCUGCUGCCGCUGCAAUGGUCUCCACACCUGCCGCCUGGUGCUCCAUCGCUCUGGCCCUGCUUUUGGCCCUGCAUGAAGGGAAGGGCCAGGCAGCUGCCACUCUGGAGCAGCCAGCCCCAGCACCCAAGGGCCGCAGCCCCCACCUGCGUUUCCGCCGUUGCUCCUGCAACUCCUGGCUUGACAAGGAGUGUGUGUACUUCUGCCACCUGGACAUCAUCUGGGUGAACACUGCAGGACAGACAGCUCCCUACGGCCUGGGAAACCCGCCAAGGCGCCGGCGCCGCUCCCUGCCAAGGCGCUGUGAGUGCUCUGCUGCCGGGGACUCUGCCUGUGCCACCUUCUGCCAUCAAAGACCCUGGCCUGAAACUGUGGUCACCCCAAGCAGCCGGGCUCCCGGAGCUGUGUUAAAGACUGGCAAGAAGUGGGCUGCUGAGGGAGAUCUCCUCCGAAAGCUAAGGGACAUUUCUGCCACCAAGCUCCGCUUUGCCAGGCUACAGCCAGAGGUGACAAGAGAGUCCAGUCCUGCACACUCUAGACGGAGGAAGAGAUAACCCUGUGAGCUGCGGAGCUAUGGAGAAGGAAGCCCACGUGGAGACGGGGGGAAAUGGGCAGCUGUGUGGGAGACCCUGUGCCUGCCUUCUGGACCAAGACCUCAGCCCGGGCUAGCCAGACCCAUCCGAUGGGUUCAGCACAAACUCUGGCCUCUCUUACACUGCCAGGGCCACCCUCAACACCUGAGCAGCAGUACAGCCUCCCAGGGCUGGCUGCUGGGUACAGUCCUGCUUGAAGGAGUUAUGUGAGGCCAAAUGAACAUGCUAACUGUGUCCUGAGGAGUGUCCUGUUGGUUGGGCUGCUAUCCAGGAGCAACCCACAGCAGGACACAAUUACCUAAGCCAUACCUGGAAACUGGGCGGACGGGGCAUCCUGAUGACUGACACCCUGCCUGGCCCCCAUGGUCCUCUCUGGAUCCCCCUCCCUAGAGGCCUUGCAAUUUUGUUCUCUUGGGACACUUUUUUUUGAGGGGGGGGGCAGGGCCUGCUCUGCUUCACUCAUCUGUAUAUAAGUUAUUUGCUCUAAGAACUUUGAAGUUCUUCUUAUUUAUUUUAAUGUAUUUUUUUUAGAGCCUCGAUUGUUUACUUAUGAACUAAUGUUUGUAAUAAAGGAUGAAAUGGA
This is a messenger RNA of Peromyscus californicus insignis, 1414 nucleotides long. It is a transcript of the gene Edn2, whose product is annotated as endothelin 2. The transcript is spliced from 5 exons. Lineage: Eukaryota; Metazoa; Chordata; Mammalia; Rodentia; Cricetidae. The record is from RefSeq and is a predicted model, not a curated record. Gene Ontology annotation, molecular function: endothelin B receptor binding; hormone activity. Gene Ontology annotation, cellular component: extracellular region. The coding region runs from base 256 to 792 and encodes 178 amino acids. Gene Ontology annotation, biological process: vein smooth muscle contraction; regulation of vasoconstriction; intracellular calcium ion homeostasis.